This is a messenger RNA of Aureobasidium melanogenum CBS 110374, 1380 nucleotides long. RefSeq names its product cytochrome b5 reductase-like protein. The record is from RefSeq and is a predicted model, not a curated record. The transcript is spliced from 2 exons. NCBI's taxonomy places the organism in Eukaryota, Fungi, Ascomycota, Dothideomycetes, Dothideales, Saccotheciaceae. Gene Ontology annotation, molecular function: heme binding; oxidoreductase activity. Bases 1 to 1380 code for a protein of 459 amino acids. Gene Ontology annotation, cellular component: endoplasmic reticulum.
AUGUCGGACGAUCUCAAGGAGAUUACACAAGAGGAGGUGAAGAAGCACAACAAGAAAGACGAUAUCUGGAUCAUCGUUCAUGGCAAAGUUUAUGAUGUGACCAAAUAUCUUGAGGAUCACCCCGGAGGCGCACCAUCUUUGCAGGAAGUAGCUGGUCAGGACGCGACGGCUGCCUUCGAAGAUGUUGGACAUUCAUCUGAUGCUCGUGAGACGAUGGGACAAUUCAUCGUCGGCAAACUCGAGGGAUACCAGCCAGAUGAAGAUGACUUGGGUGACGACAAGCCAAAGGAGCUGCCCUUGCUGGUCAGAAUUGCCCAAGCCCAUGACGAGAGUUCCGAGUCAUCUUCUACCGAGAGGCUCGCCCGCAGCCUCCUGAAGGGUGUCAUCGGCGGAGGUGGAGCAUUCCUCGCAUACGAGCUUGUUGCCAGAUCGCCCGUUGUCGGGUGGCUUCACUUCCAACAUGGUGGCUUCUGGAGGGGUAUCCUUCUUGCUUUUAUCGCAACCUUCUCCACGUCGGCGACAUUGCUGCUUUAUCUUGGUCGCCACUUCAAGAAGCAGCACACCAUAUCCGACUGGCCAACACACUACAAGCCAAAGACAGUUGCAAAGCCUAUCACCGAAGCUGCUGGUUUCCUCAAGUCCCAAGAAUAUCAGACACUGCCUCUAGUCAAGAAGGACAAGUUGUCUCGAAACACAUACCGCUUUGUGUUCAAGCUUCCCAAGGACGACAUGGUUCUUGGACUCCCUAUUGGUCAGCAUCUGAGUAUCCGUGGCGAGGUCAAUGGCAAGACUGUUUCCAGGUCCUACACUCCGGUCUCGAACAACCACGACAAGGGAGAACUCAGACUGGUCAUCAAGAUGUACCCUGAUGGCCAACUCACAGGUGGUUAUCUCGAGGACCUCAAAGUUGGAGAUGAAGUCGAAUUCCGAGGUCCCAAAGGCGCCAUGAAGUAUGGCCGAGGACUUGCUAAUGAGAUUGGUAUGAUCGCUGGAGGUACUGGAAUCACCCCCAUGUACCAGAUCAUCCGCGCCAUCUGUGAGAACCCUCGAGACAAGACAAAGGUCACUCUCUUGUAUGGAAGUGUGUCCGAGAACGAUAGGCUUCUGUGCAAGGAAUUGGAUGAGUUCGCAGAAAAGUAUCCCGACAACUUUAGAGUCAUCCAUGUGCUCAGUGACCCUAGCGAGGAAUGGAAGGGUGCUAGGGGUUACAUCGACAAAGACUUGGCACAAAAGGAGUUGCCGAAACCGCACAAGAAGACCAAGAUCCUGCUCUGUGGACCUCCACCUUUGGUCAACAGCAUGAAGAAAGCACUUCCAGAGCUCGGAUUCGAGAAGCCAGGCUCUGUUUCAAGAUUGACCGACCAAGUUUUUUGCUUCUAG